Amorphotheca resinae ATCC 22711 is the source of this 1815-nucleotide messenger RNA. RefSeq lists its product as hypothetical. The transcript is spliced from 3 exons. Bases 322 to 1728 code for a protein of 468 amino acids. The record is from RefSeq and is a predicted model, not a curated record. NCBI's taxonomy places the organism in Eukaryota, Fungi, Ascomycota, Leotiomycetes, Helotiales, Amorphothecaceae.
GUCAAACACCACAAUCACUCCUUUCAAGGCUUUCUGAUGCAUCUACCAUUGUCUGCCUCUUGUCCUUUGUUUCACACUUCGACCUGAUUUGGUCUAUCGACCCCAGCCCUUUGUUUCAUACUUCAACCCCACAGGCUGAUAUUGCCGUCCAUCAUACCUCUCAUAGUCAUAUUUAGAUGUCGCCCUGAAAAGUUUCUGGCUAAAACAUCUUCGAGUUUUCAAUUCAAGCCACACUAGUUGAACUUAUCUGGAAGUUCCUCCUUCAGUGGCAUUCCGCUCUUCAAGGCCCCUUAUCAACAGCAGAGCCUCGUCCGCGUUACGAUGUACGCUUCCACCAAGGAAGGGGAUGCCAAAGCCCCAUUACUACCCUCGACACCUUCAUUAUCGAAGCCUCGUGAUUUGAGACUCAUAAAGCGAAUGAUACUCAUCUUCAGCCUAGCUGGUUUCCUGGUCAUCCUCGUGAUAUUAUACCUAGCGAUCUUUCUGUUCACUCAUUCUCCAAAGUCCUACCCCCCGGCUGAAGAUCUCGAAACCUGCGCCUGGUCUACCCUUCGAAACCACGUCCCACUCCUCGAUGUCCCGCCUAUCAGCAGGUCUGAAUUUCUCUCGCGUCAAGCUACUCUAGCAUCCGCGCUCAGGGAAGAGGGCAUCGACGCCUAUAUCACGGAACCUUCCCCUUCUUCCAUGUACUACUUUAACAUCUCCAACACGUAUGAGUUGUCCGAACGGCCCUUCCUAGCAAUUCUCUCCUCCAAUGGCUCAUUCUCCUAUCUGGCACCAAAAUUCGAGCUAGGUCGGAUUUCCGGUCUCGACAUGGUGUACGAAGAGAAGAAUGUCAUCGAGUGGAAAGAAGAAGAAUCUCCCUACAACGUCCUGAGACGGGCCUUCGGCAGCGAGAGCCCAAAGGUGGUGGUAGAUGAGCAAGCCCGCUUCUUCAUCGCCUCUGGCCUCCAAUCCGCAAACUUCACCGUCUCUCCCGUCUCCCACAGCAUCGCCUCCAUCCGCGCCGUGAAGUCCUCUGCGGAGCUCCAGAUCCUCCGAGGCAUCAACGAGUUCACCGUCGAGGUCGUCCGCUCCCUGCAGCCCUGCAUCCGGAUCGGCGUGUCCCAGGAGACCCUGUUCUCCACCGCCUCGGCGCUCUUCUCGCGCGCCGGCGCCGGCUCCGGCUUCUGGGCCAUCGUCCUCUUCGGCGAACAGGCCGCGAACCCCCACGGCGGAUCCAAAGGCAAGACCCUCGGCGCUGGCGAGUUCGCCCUGAUCGACAUUGGCAGCACGCUGCACGGGUAUGGUAGCGAUGUGACCCGCACCAUCCUCCCCAGGGGCGGGAACGUCUCGCGCGAGCUGAUGGACGUCUGGGACCUGGUGCAUGCCUCGCAGUCCACAGCUAUAGGGCUCAUGCGGCCUGGCGCCCCGUGCUCGACGGUCGAUGAGGCAAGUCGAAACGUAAUCGCCAAAGGCUCCUACGGACCCUACUUCACGCACCGGCUCGGACACGGCCUCGGUCUCGAGAUGCACGAGCAUCCUUACCUCAACGGUGCCAACGACGAGCUCUUGAAGUUCGCCGAGGUGGUCACUAAUGAACCUGGCAUCUACGUGACGGAUGAACAAGCGAAGAGUAUGGGGAAGAGCAAGGGCUUCGGCGUGCGCAUCGAGGACCCCGUGAUGGUGACUGACGCCGGGGGCGUGGUGCUGACAGGACGUCGGGCGUUGAGCCCCUGGGCGCCUUGAUAUCUGCAUCUCGCUCAUAUUCAUGUUCUCUAGGUAGUUAUCUUAGGCACAGGACAUCAACCACGUUGAAAUGUUAUAGAGUGAUCU